Messenger RNA from Naegleria lovaniensis, 3156 nucleotides. RefSeq lists its product as uncharacterized. Bases 1 to 3156 code for a protein of 1051 amino acids. The transcript has 2 exons. The record is from RefSeq and is a predicted model, not a curated record. Lineage: Eukaryota; Heterolobosea; Eutetramitea; Acrasida; Naegleriidae.
AUGAGUCUCUUGCUUCUCGUGCUGUUAUUCGUGUGCGUCCUGUUAUUGGCUACGGCCUACCUCCGAUACCGAAUGUCGCAGCCAUCACGAGCGAAUCGAGUGCUUUGGAAUAAAAAGGAUAAAUUUACAGUGGAGCAAAUAUUACAAAAGGUUGUGGGAAAUAGGAUUUCUUCAUUCAUCAUCAAUACAGCAUCAUCACCGAGUAAUGCAUGGUCUCCGAUGAAUUUUGGAGGAGGGUCCAAUUCGACAACAAGUGUCAAUCAACAAAGCCCUUUUCAAAACACGAAUGGGAUGGUGGUAGUGAACAAUAAUAUUAAUCUUUCAGGCUCAAGACCAAAGAACCGUUCUUUUUUACAGACUAGUUACUUUACAGCUUCCCCUCCAAAAUACUUGGCAAUGAAUCAACAUUCUUUCAUCAAGGCAAAUUCGACGCCCAAAGUAUUGGUUCCUUCGAAAUUAAACUUGGAGCCAACUUCACCAAAUUCACCAUCGAAUCAACCAAUCACCCUUUCGGAAGAGGAAUUCUCAAACACAAUGAUUUAUCGAAAGCCAAUUGAGAGAUUUGAAAACAAAAAAUCGCCAAUUUCUAGUAUUUCUAAGAGUCCUACCUUAAACGUGCAUUCGAAAAUUGCAAAUGCCACACCAAAACAUAAUACAUCAUACAGGACUUUAAAUGAUACACUCACAAAUUUAGAAAUCUCACCAAUAGCACUUAAAGAUAAUACUCAUUCACUGAUUGCCAAUACUAGCUGGGUUGUUAACAAUGGCUCCAUACUGAUUGAAGAUUCUCCUGAGAAGUUCUCGGAAAAAGUUGACCCUAACAGAGAAACGCAAGCCAAUGAAAACAAUCAAAAAGAGGAAGAGACAACAGGUAUCAACGAUUUAUCAAUGAUUUCUGUUGGUGACAUGUCCAAAAAGUCACCCAAAGGUAUACUUAAGGUACGAGGAACAGCAGGAACCAAACAACAUGACCUCUCUGUCAAUGUAUCGAACCUCAAUGACAGUGUUCUCAAUUCAAGUGCUCUAUUAAGAAAAAAGAAGGUUGAUUUUGGAUUUAAUAAUAUGGAAGGCAAGGGCAUCAAAAGAGAUCGACCAAAAGGGUUUGACAGAGUGGUUCCCGCACCAUCUGAAACUAGCUUUUCAAGAGAUGUACAAAAGAGAACCAAGACCAAUGAUCUAAUCAUGACUGAGACGAAUCAGCAAAGACAGGAUCAAGCUAACAUGUCACCACCAUCUACUUCUACAACUCCACAAAAAACUGAAGCUUCCUUUGUUACAGAAGCUGAUAAGAGUAUUUUAAACGACAGUAUUAUUAAUUCCUCGUAUGAAGAAAAAGAGGAAAAACCAAAGAGAAAACCAAAAUCAAAAGGAAGAAUUGGUUUCACUACUCCAAAAACAAUUCAAAAACAACGAGUAUUGACAUGCAAAGAAGAUAUUUUGCUACGAAAAGAAAUAAUGCUCCAAUUAUUGAGAGGAGAUCAAAAUUUAGUUUCUGAAAAAUCAGAGGAAACUAAAAAGACAGACAAUAAUCUUGGGUCAUCAUUCAACUUAUCCAGCUUAGCCAGAAAGAAGGAUGAAAAUGAAGACAAACCUUCUAGUGUUUCUGCUGAGACAAGUUCUGCAACGACAACCACCGAGGCUCCAAAAGCUGUUGUCACCACUGCACAGCCAACUACAAGCAGCACGGAUGCUGUCACAAAUCCCACAGAACCACAAGCAGUGAAAAUCAGCAAUACCGCAGCCACUGUUUCUGAACCAUCUGAGGCCUCCACUAUCACAUCAGCACCAACAACAUCAGGUUUUCAAUUCAAACCUCAAGUUCCAUCAACUCAAAACGAAAGUUCCACAGUAUCAUCAUCUGCCACCACUACUACUGCCAAUCUUAACACUUCUCAGUUCAAGAUACCUUCUUCGUUGCCAAGUAGUGCUGGAGGCCCUAUUAAGUUUGACCUUCCCAAACCUACUCUUCCAUCAACAACAACAACAUCCAGUAAUGUCCAACCUUCACAACCAAAACCCACAUUGACAACAGCUCCUAGUAACGUAAGCAACAAUACUAGUAUGACCACACCUUCUGUGAAUCCAAUGCCUUCAAUCACAGCUCCCAAUUUUAUGUCCCAACCAUCAGCUAGCUCUCAAUUAGCUCAACAACCAUCAUCUAGUUUUCAACUUACAACCAAUCCAUUUUCCUCAAGCCAUACAACCAUGUCAACCACAACCAGAAGCAACCCACCAACCCAGAGCACCACAAUGACUGCUCCAGAAAAACCAAUGUCUUCAAACUUUAAUUUCAAUGCAGGAAGCACGACCAAUGUGACGACAAGCAAUCCUUUUUCUAUGUCAGUAUUAAAUCCCUCCACGAGCAGUGCCACAAACAAUGUACCUGAAACACGUCCAAUCAACACGACUACUACCACAACAACAACGACAAUACCCUCAAAUCCAUUUUCCUCUUCAUCCAAUGCUACAAUUAGUAACACAAGUCAUACGACCUUGUCAUCUGCCACGAGUACUUCUUUUACGUUAGGCGGUACUAGUAGCACUCCAUCUUCAAUCUCUCAACCUGCAACUAGUACGAGCAGUAAUCCCGUAACGACUUUGAAUAAUAAUCCAUUUUCCAGCAUGAGAUCUAGUACCAUUGGUUCAUCGAGCGUUGGUGCGAAUAAUAAUUCAUUAACCUUGAACCAAACAACUCAAGCACCAAGUAGCUCAAUAUCUUCGACUGGCGCCACCCCAUCCCAUACAGUCCCUGUAACGAGCGGCUCCUCCAUGCCAUCUUCAACCAACGUGUUUGCCUCUAACCCAUCAAAACCAAGUUUGUCUCUGCAGAAUGCUCCAACAGUUCCUAAUCCAUUUGCAGCACUCAAAACACAAGCUGCCAGUCAAAGCGCAUUCUCAACUAGUUUUGCAAACACCAACAAUCCUUUUGCAUCAGUGAACACCUCAAAGCCAAGCACUGGAAGCGUCUUUGCCAAUGCUCGUUUUUCAUUUGGGGAAGAAAGUGACAACACUGCUUUGACCAGCACCACUGUGAACAAGCCAAAUACGUUCUCCACUGGUGGCACAUUCUCGUUUUUGGGUGGUAGCAACAGCAACAACAAUCCAUUCGGGUCAUCAUCAGGUUUUGGAACCUCAGGUUUUAAUCAACGAAAAUGA